Molecule: messenger RNA, 1101 nt
Organism: Purpureocillium lilacinum
Lineage: Eukaryota; Fungi; Ascomycota; Sordariomycetes; Hypocreales; Ophiocordycipitaceae
Biological process (GO): carbohydrate metabolic process; chitin catabolic process
Cellular component (GO): extracellular region
Molecular function (GO): chitinase activity; chitin binding
Source: RefSeq, a predicted model, not a curated record
AUGCGUUUGUCCACUCUUGCUGCUGUGGCCGCUGCCACCUCUGUCUCGGCGGCGCCGAGAUAUGUCAUGUACUUUGACCAGUGGCACCUGUCGACCCUACCGAGCAAGGACGUAACUGCCGGCGUCAACUAUGUCAUCACCGCGUUCGCGGGCUCUGUCAACUUCAACUCGGGCUCCUGGUACCAACCUUUUAUGCCUCUCGACCAGGUCCGCGCUCUCUUCGACCAGGGAACCAAGGUUUGCAUGGCCAUCGGCGGCUGGGGCGACACAUCGGGCUUCAGCACCGGCUGCGCGACAGACGCGACCCGCAAGACGUAUGCUAAGAACGUGGCCACCGCACUCAACAACCUGGGCUACGACUGCGUCGACGUCGAUUGGGAGUACCCCGGUGGCAACGGCCAGGACUACCGGCAGACCCCCAACGACAAAAAGACAGGCGAGAUCGAGGCAUAUGCGCUCCUCUUGGCUGAGAUCAAGGCCGCCAUCGGCGACAAGGAGCUGUCCAUUGCCAUUCCCGGCAAGAAGGUCGACAUGAUUGCCUUUACUGAGGCUGAGGUGCCCAAGAUUGACAAGGCUGUGGACUUUAUCAAUGUCAUGACCUACGACAUCAUGAAUCGCCGUGACACCGUCACCAACCAUCACACCUCGGUCGAGGACUCCAAGGCUACCAUCGACACAUACAUCGGGCUGGGCAUGACGCCCAGCAAGAUGAACCUCGGCUUCGCCUUCUAUGCCAAGUGGUUCACCACGAGCGGGCAAUGCUCCACGCCCACGGGUUGCCAGACCGUUACGCUCGAGAACCCCGACGGCAGCGACCCGGGCCUGUCGGGUGCCACGACAUUUGAGCGAGAGAACUUCAACGAGGAGUUCACCCGAGUGCUGCAGAACGGCAAGGCCGACGAGGCCAAGGGCGGACAGUGGUACUGGGACUCGGCCACCAGCAAGUACUGGACCUGGGACACGCCCGAGUUCAUCGCCAAGAAGUUUAGCGACAUCGUCAAGGCCAAGGGCCUCGGGGGCGUCUUUGCGUGGAGCCUGGCACAGGACAGCCACGAUUGGAGCCACUUCAAGGCCAUGCAGGAGGGUGUUAGGGGCUUGUAG